AUGCUACACAAAUAUUUGAAAGAGUUACAUCAAAAAAAUCAAUAUCUAGCAAUUUAUUAAAAGCUUAUUUUGGAAAUGAGCUUUUUACUGAAAUUCAUUCCUUAUUAAAUAAUUUGGAAAAACUUAGAUACCUUGUUAACAAG
Messenger RNA from Dentiscutata heterogama, 143 nucleotides. The record is from the annotation of a GenBank genome assembly. Lineage: Eukaryota; Fungi; Glomeromycota; Glomeromycetes; Diversisporales; Gigasporaceae.